AUGCUUUCAAUAGAAAAAGAAAAUUCAAGAGUUGCUACAACUAAACCAUUAGAUGAACUUUUUACGAAUGUCGGUCAAAAGUUUGAGACAGAGACCGUAAAGCAUGAAGGCUAUCGUUUUGACUACCCACUAAGAUGGUUAAGAGACCCAUCCGUCACAAAAGCUAUUGGCUUUCGUAGAAUGAAGUUCAUUUCAGAAGCCAUACAUGGUUUCCCAUUUACGGUCGCUUU
Molecule: messenger RNA, 230 nt
Organism: Trichomonas vaginalis G3
Lineage: Eukaryota; Parabasalia; Trichomonadida; Trichomonadidae
Exons: 1
Source: RefSeq, a predicted model, not a curated record